Molecule: messenger RNA, 4821 nt
Organism: Oreochromis niloticus (Nile tilapia)
Lineage: Eukaryota; Metazoa; Chordata; Actinopteri; Cichliformes; Cichlidae
Gene: ccdc50a
Product: coiled-coil domain containing 50a
Exons: 12
Coding region: 290-2209 (639 amino acids)
Cellular component (GO): cytoplasm
Molecular function (GO): ubiquitin protein ligase binding
Source: RefSeq, a predicted model, not a curated record
UUACUCUGUUGGCCGGGUAAGGAGGGAGGGAAGCUAGCAAUCUGACAGGCUAGCUACAGCAGAGUAACAGCCUGGCAAUUACAGCGGCGACGUAUCAGGAGAGGGUGGUUACCGAAACUAAUCAAAGGGUCGUCCAGCACCUGAACCAUCAAUCGGGUUUAUGAGUAAAGGCGAUCAAUCAGGCUGCCGUUAACCUUCGGAAGAAACGCUGAAGUGUAAUUCACCGUCAACGGGUUUUUUCUUUUCUUUUUUUUUCUUUUCUUUUUUUUUACUUAUUAUCCGUGACAACAUGGCUGAAUGUAACGUUAGCAUCGACCAGAAUAAACUACCUGGAGUGAAAGAGGUGUGCCGAGACUUUGCCGUGCUGGAGGACCACUCCCUGGCCUAUAACCUCCAGGAACAAGAAAUUGAGAGCCACUUGGCCUCCAACGUCUAUAAGAGCCGUCUGGUGCAGAACGACCUGCAGGUGGCCAAGAAGCUGCAAGAGGAGGAGGAUGAGAGGGCCAAGAUCAAGACCCAGAAAGAGAACGUGGACAUUGAGCGGCAAGAUAACGAGAUCGCCCAGGAGAUUCAGGAGGAACUGGUCCGACAGGCAGAGCGACAGCGACAGCAAGAAGAGAAAGAUGCGGCCAUCGCUCGUAAGCUGCAGGAGAAGGAGAUGAAAGAGGAGAGGAGGAGACAUAAGCAGCUGGAAACGCGCUUUGAUGAAGAUUAUUUUGAUGAACAUGGAGCUGCAAGAAGACCUCUAGACUUGGACAAACCCAGUCAUCACACACCAACAUCCCCCGGGCGAUACGAUGCUCCGGUCAGCUCACGUCGAGAUUACUCUCCAGAUUAUAGUUCAACAGAACCUAAAAGGAGCAGACACCCAAAACUGGAUGCUGCAACACCCCGUGGUCGCUCCAGAGACCCCGAGCACUAUCUGCCGGGAGAAGGAGGCCGUAGCAGGCACGCAGAUCCUUUUCCUGAGCACCUGAUGCCCAACAGAGGCAAGCAUGGGGACAGGUAUCCAGAGUACGAGCCCUCACAGACUGGCAGAGCCAGGGAUUUAGGGUACGAGGACACAGAGAGAGUGGUGAGGAGGAAAGAGAGACCAGCUAGACCACCUCCAGUCCAAAUUCCUAAAGAGAGGGACAAAACGUGGGACAGGGAGCGGAACAGGCAGUACGACAGAGACGGAGGCAGAGAACUGGAAUACGAGAUGUAUACUGCAAGAGACCAGACGAGGGACAGAGACCGGAGGAGGGACAGAGACCAGGACCUCAGGUGGGGAAGAGCAGAGGGGAGGGACGGAGAAAGAUCCAGAAACAGAGGACGAAGUUUGGACAGACAGCUAGAGGGACACGGACAUCGAGAUAAAAAGAGACAAAGAGCAAGAACCCGGAGCAGGGAGAGAGGACUUGAAGAGGACUUUGUGGAGCCAGCACACAGCCGGGACCGGCUGAGGGAAGGGAGGGCUUCCUGGGAGGGGGAAGAGGAGGAUUUUGAGAGAGGGAGAAGGACCAGGGGACGCCACCGUGUCCAGUCCAGCCCCAAUGAGGUGUUUGGAGACCACAGGGGCGAUGAAGGCAGAGGAGACAGCAGGGAGUUCUGGGACCUCCAACAGGGGGAGGGUCGUGGCAGGGAACGCAGUCAUAGUCAACCCAGUGGAGAGACAGGUCGUAUUGCGCACCGUGGCGGUGGGUCAGUAAUGCCAGAGACUGAGUACGGACUGAGUGAGGCCACCAAGGGUUUGACCAAGCUCGAUCUGCGCGAGCAAGAGCUGAAGGACCUGGAGGUGGCCAGGAAACUGCAAGAGGAGGAAAUUAAGGCGAGCCAGAUGCAUGUGCGUGCAGCCCAAGUGGCACAAGAUGAGGAAAUCGCCCGACUGCUGAUGGAGCAGGAGAAAAAGGAGUACAGGAAGAAUCGCGAACGGGAGAAAGAGAAGGAGAGGGAGAGGGAGAGGCUGGCUAUGGAAAGGAUGGCAGUGGAGAGGAGGCGGCAAGAGGGAGACUACAGGCCAAAUUCCGAGGAUGUUGUCCGGCCCAGAACACAAGAGGAGUACGAGUACCAAAGGCAAAAGAACUACAAGCCUCCGAGGCCUCCACAGCCACGCACACAUGACUAUGAGAAUGUGGGCCCUGGCUACGUCUACCCAGAUCACCCUGCUGCCCCUCGUGCUCCGGCCAGACCUGAUCCAUCUUACAGAGGUGCCUAUCACAAGCGGUGACUCAGGCUCUCCACCGUGUCCACACAUGCUGUCGGUCCUCCUGUUUGUGUCUGUAUUUAUCUUUUAUUUUCACCCAUCCACACUGUUGGUCUGAGUCCUGUGGACAAUCUCAUGAGUUGGCAGUGGGAUUUUUUUUAUUUUUUUUAAAUAUAUUCCUAAGUUGGCCCAAAGUUGAGGAAGUGGAUAUGUGAGUGCUGGAAUUACACUCAUCUCCCCCCCCCCCCCCCCCCCCUUUUUUUUUUUUUUUUUUUUUUUUUUUUUUUUUUUUAAAUUAUUUGUAAAAUGUGAUUGCAUAUUUCUUUGAACUGGCGUGACAUUAAGCCGGGCCAAAAGAAAUCUCCCACGAUUCUUUGCUGUGUAAAUGAAGGAACUGCCCCCCCUGCUGUGGUCAUCGUGUGCCAUCAAAGGGCUGAAAGCCUCUGCUGGAUGUAACCGUCACAGUUCCUCGAGACUCUUCAUGGGACAUGCUCGUCUGGUCCACCGUGGCUACUACAGUGUCUUAGAUACCAACGUGGCAGCUUCUUUGUUACAGCGUGCUGCACCUCUGCUGUCUCGCCGUGCUGUGCAGCGAGGCCCUGUGAGGCCUGCCCAUGUGCCACACAGCCUUUGACUCUGAAGGGACGCAUUGUAUUUUGUUUUUUGCUGUAAUUAUGAAACAAAGAAAUAAGCCUUGAUUUCGGUGCUGGUAGCUCUGGCUUUCAUACGUUUACCACCUUGUUCCAGCGCAGAAGAGGUGGAGCUUUGCGGCGAUCCGUGGACAUCGAUCAGCUCGACGUGUUUUCGUCUUUUUGCUUGUGAGGGGCGCUUUUUUUUUUUUUUUUUUUUUAAACCCCGUCACUCUUAAACUGUAGUGGUAUGACUGUAUAUGACUCACUGUUUCUAUGUGCAUGCUUACUGAGUGUACAGAUGUGUACAUGCAUUUCAGCUCUGUAUCAAUAUUAACUGGCUCCCUCUUUAUUAUCAGAAAGGGCUAAAGCUGCAAACAGCCAAUAAUAAUCGCUCUCUGUAGAAACUAAAUAUCUGCUCGCUCAUCCUGCUGUACAGUAUUUCAUUCUUCUGCCAGUAUUUCAUAUGAGCUUGUCGUUUCCAGCUGGCACAUAAAAGAACCAGUACCAAAUGAAAUGCAUGUAUGUUGCCUGUGUGUCAAACCUGAGUUCAAGCUCAGAUGCUGUGUUUAAAUCUGCGUUCAUGUGUUUUACAUUUGUCAGACCAAAUCAUGUGGAAACUGUUGGGUUCUCCCACCAUGAAACCUUGUAUCCUACUCACUGUCUUUAUUGAGAAAGGGAGCUUUAUAUUUUUGUACAUUUCUUUUUUCUUCACAUGGUUUCCUCAGUUUUCAUUGACCAAGCUUCCCCGCUGUCACUUCCAGGACUUCCCUGUCUUAUACUUCCUACUUGCAGACAGGAGACGGCUCGUAUUGACAUAUUCUAGUGUUUUGUUUUCUACUUCUUCAGGGCCUGAUAUUUUUGGUUAUAUGAAAAAAAAAAAAAAAAAAAAAAAAAAAAACGGAUAAUGAAGAGCACAUUGCUGAAAUGUUUGAUUGCCUCAAAAUGAUUCACUCAUUGAGCAUCUGGUGCUGCUUAGAGCUUUUGCUUUGUAAUAAAUGUUGCUGAAAUUAUAAAUCUGCGUGGAGAACAAGCCCCCGUGCUGUUAGCAGAAACCAUUUUCUCUCGUCUGCAGUGCGUUGAACAAACGUGCAACCAUCAUUGAAUUAUAGUACGUGCGACUUGCUGAAUGGGAUCUGUGCCAUAUACGUGUUGUUUUUCAGGGACUUUACAAAUUGGGGGGGGGGCGGUUAAAGUUGUGGUUGUAGCAGAGCUGGCGCACCCACUGAGGUGGGUCUAAUUUAUUCUUUGAUGAGAGCACCACCUAGUGGACAUGCUUCCAGUUGGCGAGGGUACAGAUCACAGUGACGUGUAUUUGUGUAUGUUGUGCUUCAGAUGUGACUUUGGUUUCAUGUGUUGUCUGUUUUCUUUGAUCGAGGGCUUUAUGCAAUCUACCAAUCAUGAAUCAACAUGUUGGACUUUUUUUUUUUAAGUAAAAUGAAUUUAAUAAGUUGCUUUUACUUGUAGCAUCUCAAAAUGUAAUAAAUUGCAUCAGCAUUUACACCAUGAAUUUGUGAAGCUGUAGGCCAGUCAGAUCUCACCUGCCAUGCCCACUACAUCCCACAGCUUCAGUCAUUAAUAAGAAUACAGGGGGGAUUUUAGUGUUAAAGGUCACAGUUUAUUGGUCAUGAUAUUCAAUCAACUUAGUUUCACUCUGACAGCACCUCCCGCAGUAGCCCCCUCUGGGGCCCGCCUGAAGUGGCAGAUCCCGUAAUGCAGAAUGUUUGAAACCUCAAGUGACCUCUGACCUUCGCACAUGUAACCACAGAUUUACCUGUAGUACAGGUUUUGAGUUUCCAAAGGCAGAAACUGCUCAAAACCUCUGGAUUUUUAUGAGUCAUCUUGAAAACCUUCGACUUCAAGAAACUACACCUAGAAAGACAAUUUAAAAAAAUCAGUUUGAACUGUGAUUGACGUCCAGGUUUGUUUAAUAUCACUCUUCUGCUUCAUGUUUUAAGUGUCAUUUAGGUGAUUUCAGCCAUGCUAAAUAAAAGCAACACCAAUACA